AUGCGUCCUCGAGAAGGUGUGGUGCUGGUGUUGGCACUGUGGCGCUGCGCAGGACUGCUGCUCAGUUCUGUGUGUCUGUGCGCAGGAAUGGAAGAAGACUGCAUCUUUGGCAUCGUGGGACAGGCCGUGCUUCUACCCUGCCUCUCCCAUGAGCUGCUUACAGUGGAGAAUGUUUCCAUUGAGUGGAGGAAAGAUGAUGAAGUGGUGCUCAGAUCAGUAUGGGAUGAGAAUGGAAAUGUGGAGACACAGAGUGUGAAAAAUGCCACUAUCCUUGCUGAUGCCUCACACACUGGAAACUUCUCGUUGGUGCUGCCAGUUGUACAUCCCAGAGAGGACAGGAUGCAUUACCGUCUUUUCUUCGUUUCAGGGCAGAAUCAAAGUUCCCCGCUGUGUACCGUGUGCCUCAGGGUAGCAGUCAGUUUUAGUGUUCCCUUGUUGGAGAGGGAACACACAACUGUGAAUGAUGAGACAACCUUCCUAUGUCACUCCACCGGUGGCUACCCCAAACCUGUCGUCUACUGGCUCAUUGACAAUGCUCAGGAGCCCCCCGAGGGUUCAGUAAGGACCCAAACAACUUUUGAUCCUAACUCCCAUCUCUACCACAUCACAAGCAACCUGACAAUCCCCAUUUCCAAAGAUGUCAACGUGUCGUGCACCGUAGAGUCUAUGAACGCCACCAUGAGACACAGAUACGAUCCUGGUCCUGUGGUGAGUCGGGCUUCAGAGGCCAUGUGGCUCUUCAGCACUGCCUUGUGUGUGGUGGUCGGGAUCAUGGUCAUUGCAGGAGUGGCAUAUCAGAUCCACCUGGACAAGAUAAGUAAGAAACGGAAGAAGGAAUGUCAACAACCAAAGAGAGGAUACAAAAGACGAUGGCAGUACAGGGAGGAAAGUGAGGCCAUGAUGUCCGAGUCAAAGGAGACUGAAGUGUGAGAAAAAAAGAUUCCAACUGACUGUCACUUUUUUUAAAGAGAACACCAAUAUGUUAAUGUUAAUGUUGAUUUUAAGACCAUCUCCAAAAUGCUUUUUAUUUAAAAAAAA
Molecule: messenger RNA, 1038 nt
Organism: Nematolebias whitei (Rio pearlfish)
Lineage: Eukaryota; Metazoa; Chordata; Actinopteri; Cyprinodontiformes; Rivulidae
Product: ICOS ligand
Exons: 5
Coding region: 1-930 (309 amino acids)
Source: RefSeq, a predicted model, not a curated record